GGUCACCUCUCUGAUUACGUAUUUACGUGACAAACACUCACCGACGAAAGCCGGUACACAAAAACUCCAAACCAACCUGUCACCGGUUCUACCGGUUUUCCUUUAUCUCAUCUCAUCCUGAUUUACUGUAUUUAUUAUUAUUGUUUUUUUUAAUUUAAUUAACUCAUUUAUAAUUUUCGCAUUUCCCAAAGUCAGUUUCUAUCUCCUACUCAUCUUCCCCUUUUCUCCGGCGAUCACCUUCGAUUUCUAUUUUGAUAAAUAAGAUGGUUAAUAAUGACGAUGGAGAGGAGACCACCUCUCAAGGAAAUGAACAGAAUGUUUACAAGGCUGCUGAAAGUGAAGAGGGAGAGGAAGCCAUGCCACGUGGAAAUGAAUGGGAAGUUGUGUCACUAACAGCUUCUGCUUACGCUGCUGCUCCUGGACCAAGAGGGGAUGAAUCAAUUCACGAGGAGAAGGAUCCUACAUUAGGUGAAGAUUAUGAAGCAGAAACUUCUAGAGCUCUUUUUAUGUCUGGUCACUUUGUUUUUCCACCAAGUCAGCAUGAAAAUUUGCCCAUAGAAUCUGAAAGCCUUAAAAAUUCCAAAGGAGAGGAUGAUGUUGGUGACCUGAAUGUGGCUAAAGAGAGUAAAGCUGAGCAGAAGGAAGAGGAAAACUGGAGUAUAGAAGGAUUGAAUGUUCCUGAGGAGUUUCUUGGUAUUCCAUUUCUUGAAGAGAAAAGCAGUAGGCUGCUAUCAGUUCAUGGUUCAGGAUUUGAUGAUUCGACAACUCUACAUCGACUGGCUGUUGAUGACAAAGAACAAAAUGUGUACGAGGCUGCUACAUUUAGCUCAUUUAACAGCGGAACAGAGAUUGGUGGAUCAGCCGCUUAUGGUGAAAGUUUAGUUGAGAAUUUUGAUGAGCCAUCUGACCAUGGCUUAGAUCCUUCAUCUUUUAUAUCGAGGCCACCCAAGUCUGGAGAAGAAGAGUUUGGAGAAAUCGAUGACUCUGGGCUCCCUUGUGGGGCUUGGUGGAAAAGAAGUGUUGCCUCUUUAUGUGCUCAAGUUAAAGAUACAAAUGCAUUUUGGUCUGUUUUCGUUGCUGCUGCUGUGAUGGGUCUUGUCAUACUUGGGCAACGAUGGCAACAAGAGAGGUGGGAGGUUUUGCAACAAAGGUGGCAGCUCAGUGUUGGCAAUGAGAAAUCAGGAAGGAUAUUAUCACGCCUGAAAGAUGUGAUUGUUGGAGGAAGUCGCCGAAGUACAUAUAUCACUGCUGCCCCAGCUGACCAUUGAGAUGAUGACGACAAUUGAUGAUUGUGAGAGAAACGUGAGAUACGACAUACCAUGGGAGAUUGAUGCUGGAGUGUGAUGAUUCAGAUGAUAUUCUCAUGGAGCUAAAAUAGCUUUUAAUACUUUUGCUUGAUUUACGUUGCUGUAUUAUAUUAUUAGCGGGAUUAUAGCUUAUGGUUCCUGGAAAAUGGCCUUUCUGAAUGGAGAUGGGAGUGGUCUGAACUUAGCUUAAUUGCAAAAAGGUCUAAUUACUUGGUAAAAAUUCUGCACAUGAUGGUUUAAGCUGUACAGUAAUUUUGUGUUGGCAUUUGUACAAUUGUCAUUGUGAAAUAUGCGGGCAUUUUCUGCCUAAGAUCUCAUUUGGGGUUUCAAAUUUCCAAAUACAAAGUAGACCAUUUGAACAAGUUUGUUGGAUAAUUUUUAAAUAAAUUGUAUGUAUUUAUAACCUAA
Messenger RNA from Chenopodium quinoa (quinoa), 1715 nucleotides. Its product is annotated as ATG8-interacting protein 2-like. The coding region runs from base 264 to 1268 and encodes 334 amino acids. Gene Ontology annotation, cellular component: intracellular membrane-bounded organelle. The transcript is spliced from 3 exons. The record is from RefSeq and is a predicted model, not a curated record. Lineage: Eukaryota; Viridiplantae; Streptophyta; Magnoliopsida; Caryophyllales; Amaranthaceae.